GCAACUCUCUUAUUCUUCCUUCCUUCGUUAAAAAAUUUCUUAAAAAAUUAAAUAUGAGUCAAUAUUAUACAAAUUCAAAUUCCACUCUUCCUGGAGAAGUAAUAUGUCGACCUGGAACUACGGGAAAUGGAACUUGCAUGUGUGAUUGGAGAGUUCAAAUACGCGAUUGUCCAUCUGAGGGUACUUUCAUUGAAAAUUUAUAUCUAGUAAACACGCUUGCGUGUUUUAUAGUGUUUAUUAUGCUUACUGGAUUACUUAUUUGGAGAAUGGCUGUAAAAGGACAAGGACUUAUCUCCAAAGAUCCUUUAAAAGAGAUGGGAAUAUUGCGCCCAAAGCCUCUUGAAUGUUUUCUGCUACUGAAUAUUUUUCAUGUUGCAUUUCGGUUAUUGUAUUCAGUUUGUUUAAUUAGUGAUUUUUUACCAUUAAACGUACUUAAAGAACUUAUACACGACGUAACAUUCACAAUAUCAUUGGCUUCAUUGGCCAUAUAUCUCAUCGGUUUGAUUUAUACAAUACCGCGAACUCAUAUUGCUGCACAGCGUGCAGUUAUAUCUGGAUAUGGGAAGGCAUCUUCGUCAAAACUUAAAAACCUUGAAUUUGGCUUAAAGAAGCUACGACGAGUUCGUGUUCUAUUAUUAAGCGAUUUAUUCUUUUUUGCAAUAGCAUCUUUAGUUUUUGCAUUAUGUCGAAACUUUAUUCUUACAUAUUCGCCAGCUCUUUCGCUUAUAUUAGCAACAUGCUGGAUAUUAAUCGUUCCGUUGACGAACGCAGUAAUAAUUACGGUACUGGCAUAUGAAAUAAAUGAAAAGGCCAAAAUGCCACCUUUACGACCAAAGACAACAACAUUUAAUCAAUCUAGAAGUAAUGAAUAUUAUACUGCGAAUGCAGUACCAAAAUAUCCUGGAAAAACCGUAAAAAAUGAUAGAAAUUAUCCAAAUGACAGCAAAGGAAUUACUGUACGUUUUGAACAAACAAUCGAACAAACAAUCUCAAACAGCAGCAUUCCAUUUUCUCCUGAUUCAAAAGCAUUAGAAAGGGAACAGGAUUUCGUAGGAUCUGCUAGUGAUCAAUCUCAUAGUGCUAUUGUAUCUGAGGGGGAAAGCAGUGAUUCAAUAGAACUUGUAUGGUAA
This is a messenger RNA of Dentiscutata erythropus, 1130 nucleotides long. The record is from the annotation of a GenBank genome assembly. Lineage: Eukaryota; Fungi; Glomeromycota; Glomeromycetes; Diversisporales; Gigasporaceae.